AUGGCUCACACAAUAACAGCUCAGGAGCUGACAACCCUGUCUACUAAGGCCAUUGACGCCAAGGCGACUGCUUACUGCCCAUACUCCAAAUUCCGCGUCGGAGCAUGCAUCCUCACAACGUCAGGCGAGUUCAUUGCCGGCGCUAACGUCGAAAAUGCCUCCUAUCCAGUCGGAACAUGUGCUGAGCGCGUGACUAUUGGCACUGCUAUUGUAUGUUCUUUGUUCUCUUUCCCUGCUCUAACUCACCAUGUGGUUGGGAAUCUACUUCAGUUGUUCUCUAUCAUUGUCGUCGCCGGCCACAGAGAUUUCAAGGCUCUGGCUGUCGCGACGGAUAUCAAGCCUGCUGCGUCGCCUUGUGGGAUGUGUAGGCAAUUUAUUCGCGAGUUCACCUCGCCUUCUUUCCCCGUGUACAUGUAUGACGGGGAGGGAGAUUAUAAAGUCAUGACUUUGGAGGAGGUGAGUUUCUUCUCUUUUUUCUCCUUCUUUUUGGAUAUAUCUGUUUGGUAUCUCUUCGGUUCUCUGCUGAUGAACCUAGUUGCUGCCCGACUCUUUCGGCCCCGACCAUCUUCAAUAGGGAUAGGUAUGUUUACGGAGUUCAUGGACAUCAAAGAAAAGAGGGCGAGGGGAUUGGAAGUAUGA
This is a messenger RNA of Penicillium egyptiacum, 639 nucleotides long. Lineage: Eukaryota; Fungi; Ascomycota; Eurotiomycetes; Eurotiales; Aspergillaceae. The record is from the annotation of a GenBank genome assembly.